Molecule: messenger RNA, 816 nt
Organism: Penicillium angulare
Lineage: Eukaryota; Fungi; Ascomycota; Eurotiomycetes; Eurotiales; Aspergillaceae
Exons: 2
Coding region: 1-816 (271 amino acids)
Biological process (GO): fatty acid beta-oxidation
Cellular component (GO): mitochondrion
Molecular function (GO): enoyl-CoA hydratase activity
Source: RefSeq, a predicted model, not a curated record
AUGGCUACCAGCCCAGCCACCAUUAUCACAAACAUCACCCGCCGAAGAACUGGCACAAUAGCCCAUCUCACCAUCUCUCGGCAAAAUAAACUAAAUGCCCUCAACACGGCCCUCCUUGAGAAAUUGCCCAAAGCAAUAGAAGAUUCCGCGUUUCAAAAUGCCGAUCUUCUCGGCAUAGUUCUUACAGGUGCAGGGAGUAAGGCUUUUGUUGGUGGUGCUGACAUCGCUGAGAUGGCAGCGUUGAGCUCCCCUUCUUCUGCCCGAACGUUCAUUUCUAAGGUACAUGAAGCUUGUGAUAGUGUGAGACAAUGUCCUGUGCCUGUUAUUGCGCGGGUAAAUGGCUAUGCACUUGGGGCGGGGUUGGAAUUAGCUGCGUCGUGUGACUUUAGAAUUGCAGGAUCGAAUGCUGUUUUUGGGAUGCCGGAGGUUAAGAUAGGGAUUCCUAGUGUUGUUGAGGCGGCUUUGUUACCUGGUUUGAUUGGGUGGGGUCAUACGAGGCAGCUUCUUAUGCUGGGAGAGAAUAUUGAUGCCCACGAAGCAUUACGAUGGGGCCUUGUUGAGAAGGUCACGGAGCCUGAUAACCUCGAUGAAGGUGUGGAAGUCUGGCUGCGUCAGCUUGAAAAGAAUGGACCAUUAGCUGUGAGGAGGCAGAAGACUCUCAUGCGAACUUGGGAGAACGUAUCUAUGGAUGAGGCUAUUCGCGCAGGCAUCGGUGCAUUCGGGGAGGCCUUUCUAGCAGCGAAGGGAGAGAAGACGGAGCCAACAAGAAUGAUGGAAGCUUUCUUUCAAGCCAAGAAAAAGGGUAGUAGUACAUGA